Messenger RNA from Dreissena polymorpha, 2482 nucleotides. Its product is annotated as CD63 antigen-like. The record is from RefSeq and is a predicted model, not a curated record. Bases 107 to 757 code for a protein of 216 amino acids. NCBI's taxonomy places the organism in Eukaryota, Metazoa, Mollusca, Bivalvia, Myida, Dreissenidae. The transcript has 9 exons. Gene Ontology annotation, cellular component: membrane.
UGGCAUUCAAGCGGUUACACUCAAACAAAUAGAGGAAGAAAACGAACUGUGGACUUCAUAUUGAGGCGUUUUACUUACUUAUCAUUCAGUUUAACAAUAUGUAAGAAUGGGGAAACGGGUUGGUGGAUGCUGUGGGAAUAUAUUCCUUCUUUUGAACUUUCUUUUGUGGUUGGUGGGUUUGGCCACCCUCGGGUAUGGCAUUUGGAUCCUCGUCACCACGGGAAACGUCAGCAACUUCCUAUCCGGAAGUCUGGUGUUCACGUAUUCAUUCCUUGGGGUCGGUCUUCUUCUGACAAUAAUAGGGUUGCUGGGGUGCAUUGGAGGAUGUGCCGAGAGCACGUGCUGCCUUAAAGCGUACAUCGGCCUUCUAACAUUUCUUUUGAUUGUGGACAUUGGUAUUGGUAUUGCUGCCGGAGUGAUGAAGGACCAGGUGUUUACAGUGACUGAACACCUUUGGGAUGAAGUAAACAGCGAUACAAAGGCGCAGAUACAGAAAGAGUUAAAAUGCUGCGGGUACAGCAGUCCUCUAGACUACGGAGUUGGAUCGGUCCCGAGUAGUUGCUUUGGGGAAGAAAAUGUUGCCACUUCCAUAUUUCAGACCGGGUGUCAGGCUGCCAUGGAGACCUGGGUACACGACAACACCCCCAUCUGGGCCUCGGUCCUGGCCUCCGUCCUGUUUGUUCAGAUUGCCAGUACGAUUGCCUCUUGCAUGACCUUGAAGAAGGUGGAGGACGCCAUGAGGGUGGGCAUUGCGUAAUCGGACUCUCACUUUGCGAGGAGGCUAACGGUCAUGUGUUCUUGCCGUUAUAACAAAAGAUUGUAUAGACAAUUGGUCAACAAACCCAUACGCGGUGUUUAAAUUAUGUGAGACGAUAUGUAUCAUACGUUUUUCUUUUUCUAUUUUACAUGUAUCAUUUAUGUGGUGACUGUGAUAUGUUUACUUGUUGAACUUUCACUUUGUAUUGAAAGCUCGUUAUUUUUUCGGCCAAAUAAACAAUUUAGAUAAUUUGGAGUAACAAGAAUUGUUACGAACUCAAACAAAGCUCUCUGUGAAAUAACGCUAUUAAAAGUAUAAACAGGUUGUCUGUUUAUAUAAUCUAACUUUAUUAUUUCAUGAAAAUUACCAAUUAUUAAUAAGAUGAGAGAGCAAAGAGCGGGUGUUGUUUUUUUUACAUUAAAGCAUUUCACGCAAAAUCCAUAAUAAGUUUUUACUCUUUCUGAUAUUUAUCCAAAAUACUGUGAUAUUUUUAUGCCAACAAAUAUAUGAAAAUCUCUGAAAAUAUAAGUAACUGUUUCAGGAAAAAAAAAUAUGUGUGCUGCAAAGGAGAAUUGUUUUAUCUAAUGUAAAAUAAAAAUAAAACUACGUAGCUAUUUAUAUUUGUUUGAUAAACCUCAAUAUAUGAUAUAAACACAAGUAAACAUCAUUUUAAUUAAAAAAUAUACAAAUUUCAUAAUACUUACAGAGCAGCCACACGACCCACUAGACAGGUCAUACUGUCGAACUUUUUUUGCGCUUUCAAAUGACUAUCGCUUUGUGAACAUUUUUUGGCAUAAAUGCUUAGAUUAAAAAAAUCUACAUAUUUUCUGCCUGUGUCGUUGGUCUACGAUUUUUUCAUCAACACGUUGCUUUUUAGUUUUGUUUCAUGUAUUAAUUUAUAGUUUUUAAUUGUUUUUGUAUAUCGAUAAAAUUAGCUCUAAAACAUUAAAGAAUGAUAUGUUGCUAUACUUCAUAUACUUUUUUGUACAAAUGUGUUAUAAUCAAGUACAUGGUAUCCACACUUUGAUAAAUAUAAUCGUAUACAACUCUGCGGCAUAGUAAAAACAAACAGAACGCAAACAUUUAAUUUAGAAUUUAGAAAGUGUGUGAGCUAUGUAAUUUUAAAAGAUAAAUGUGUUUGUGUAUAAAGUUAAACUCCAGUUGCCAAAAAGGCAAGACAUCAUAUAAGACUCGUUCUGGGAAAACUGAGCUUAAUUAAGUAGGGGCAUAAAGUGUCAUCCCGAAAUAGCCCGUGCAGUGCGCACAGGCUAAUCAGGAACGACAUUUUCCGCUUUAUGAAGUUGUUUCGUUUUAAUGAAGUGAUUUCUAAACGCAAACCCACUUACGGCGGAAAGCGACAUCCCCGAUAAACAGGUACGGGCAGAACAAGAUAAACUGGGACGACGACACACGUAUAUGCAUUUAGCCGGUACGGACAGAACAAGAUAAACUGGGACGACGACACACGUAUAUGCAUUUAGCCGGUACGGACAGAACAAGAUAAACUGGGACGACGACACACGUAUAUGCAUUAGGCCUACUUUACUCGGAACGAUGCUCAUAGUAUCAGCUCGAGCUCCUUAUUAUUACAAUAUAUUUGAGUCAUAUUCGCGUGGAUAAAUGUUCGCUUAAUUGCCAGUAUUAAACAGUAUUUCUUUUCUCGUUUGUGUUGGUUUAAUAUAUGUAUUGCAGUUUUGUGUUUCAAUAAAUAUUAUACGAUAACAA